UGGGCUGGGUCUUAUUGUACUAUUCACACUAUUCAGUAUUUCAGUUUAAUCUAAAUUCUAACCUAUUAAAAACAAAAGGAAAAAAGAAAUCAUCUUUCCUAAGCCCCCUCUUCUCUUCUCUUCUCUCCUCCAUUGAAACGUACUCUGACUACUCCAUUGAAGCGAGCUUCUAAGUAUUUUUUGAGCAGAAUUUUUGAGUAGAACAAAGAUGAAGUUGGAUGUUAAUGCUCUAAAAUACCUCUCUAAAGAUGAUUUCCGGGUUCUCACUGCCGUUGAGAUGGGCAUGCGUAAUCACGAAAUUGUCCCUUCCGAGCUCAUUGCUCGUAUUGCUUCACUCAAACAUGGUGGUACUUAUAAAGUGUUGAAGAAUUUGCUUAAGCAUAAGCUGCUGCAUCAUGAUGCUUCUAAAUAUGAUGGUUUUAGGUUAACAUAUCUUGGGUAUGAUUUCCUUGCCAUCAAAACUUUGGUCAAUCGCGGUGUCUUCAGUGCAGUUGGCCGUCAGAUAGGAGUUGGAAAGGAAUCUGAUAUUUUUGAAGUUUCCAAUGAAGAUGGUACAAUUAUGGCCAUGAAGCUACACAGAUUGGGUAGAGUUUCUUUUAGGGCCGUGAAGUCUAAGCGUGACUAUUUGCAAAACAGGAGUUGUUCUAACUGGCUGUACUUGUCUCGACUUGCGGCACUGAAGGAGUUUUCUUUUAUGAAGGCAUUGGAAGAUCAUGACUUUCCUGUACCAAAGGCUUUGGAUUGCAACCGACAUUGUGUGAUUAUGUCCCUUGUACAAGGCUAUCCACUUGUGCAGGUGAAGGAAAUGCAAAAUCCAGAUAUAAUUUUUGAUACUGUGAUAAGUUUAAUUGUUCGGCUGGCUGAGCAUGGACUUAUUCAUUGUGACUUUAAUGAAUUCAAUAUCAUGAUUGAUGAUGAUGAGAAGGUUACUAUGAUUGAUUUCCCACAGAUGGUAUCUAUAUCUCAUCGGAAUGCACAAAUGUAUUUUGACCGUGAUGUUGAAUGCAUUUUCAAAUUUUUCAGGAAAAGAUUUAAGGUGACUUUUGAACUGCAGUCGGAUGAGGCUGAUGGUAAAGAUGUAAAUAUGGAUGAGAAUGAAAGCAGGCCAAGCUUCUCCUCUAUAUUACCUAUUUCUGGAUCUUUAGACAAGGAACUUGCUGCUAGCGGAUUUUCAAAAAAGGAUCAGGAAAACCUUGAAAAGUUUAUUGAAGGGACUUCUAAGGACUCAGAUUCUAGUUAUGAGGCAAACACAGAUGAUGAUUCAGGUGUUGAUGAAGAUGAUGAGCCAAAUGACGCAGACAUCAAGAAAUUUGAAUCAUUGAGCUUAAAAAAGCAGGACUCAAGAGAGGAGGAAUGUGAUACAGUUGACACUGAACAAAUUUCUUCUAUAGCUUCUAGGAGUUCUGAGGUGCAGAGUGCAAGUGAUGAGGAGAAAAGUGAUGAAGAAAGCGAUCCUGAACUAGCAAAGCGCCUCGGAAAGCAAAGGCGUAGGGCCAUAGCAUCUGCACAUAGGAGGCAGCACCUGACCUCCAGAAAUUCCUACAAAGAUAAAGGUGGCAAAUCGUCACAGAAUUCCAAGAUUCAGAAACAGUUAGGUGCUUGGUAGGAAGCUAAAUAGUACAAAGUGUUAAAACUCCAUGCUACUACGUAAUCAGCCAGACAUGAAUCAGUUAUACAACCUUCACAGUUGCAGCUUGUGAUGUACGAAAAUAGAUAAAUUAGUGAUGAUAUCAAGACUUCUUAGUCUUGGAUUAGUUGUCUUGGCCUCAAAUAGAAAGCUUUUGCAAUUGGAUCCUUGUAAGUGUUGAAGAAUAGUAUAUCUUACGGGCUAACAGUCUAAUGCCCAUUGUUGUAACAUCUUUAUUUUUACAAAAACAGCAGAGGGUCUUUUUAAUUAGAAGUUUUUCAUUCUUUUCUUCUCUC
Molecule: messenger RNA, 1923 nt
Organism: Chenopodium quinoa (quinoa)
Lineage: Eukaryota; Viridiplantae; Streptophyta; Magnoliopsida; Caryophyllales; Amaranthaceae
Product: serine/threonine-protein kinase rio2-like
Exons: 14
Coding region: 209-1606 (465 amino acids)
Biological process (GO): protein phosphorylation; maturation of SSU-rRNA
Cellular component (GO): cytosol; nucleus; preribosome, small subunit precursor
Molecular function (GO): protein serine/threonine kinase activity; ATP binding
Source: RefSeq, a predicted model, not a curated record